Molecule: messenger RNA, 4906 nt
Organism: Phalaenopsis equestris
Lineage: Eukaryota; Viridiplantae; Streptophyta; Magnoliopsida; Asparagales; Orchidaceae
Product: disease resistance protein RGA2-like
Exons: 6
Biological process (GO): defense response to other organism
Molecular function (GO): ADP binding
Source: RefSeq, a predicted model, not a curated record
UCUGAUUUCAUAUAUUUAUUGAAAUUUCCCAUUGUCGGAUUUCAUAUCUUACUCUCUUCCACAAUCUCUCCUCUGCGCUGCAAUGGCGGAGUUGUUUAUUGGCCAAAUCUUGGAUAAGAUCAUCAACACUUGCGCUGAGUACCUUCAAUGCCAUUUUGGAUCGCAGAAUAGCAUGGAGAAGGAGCUGCAAAGGCUGCGAGAGAAUCACUGCAAGAUCCAAGCUGUCCUUUCUGCUUCCAACGAAGCAGACAUCACAGAUCAGAACUCACCACUCAACAGCUGGAUAUGGCAGCUACGAGAUGCCAUCGAUGAGGCAGAUGAUUUGCUUGAUGAGUUUGAGUACCUGAAGCUCAGAGAACGGGUGUCAGAACAAAACAUGGAGGAAAAAAAGAAGCGUUCCGUAGCCACUAGUUUCCUUUUGGAAGGUGUUAGCAAACUUCGCAAAUUAGGCAGACGUGUCUUCAAAAUUGAUCGCAACUUGAAUAGGCUGGUGGAGGUUGUGCAGAAACUUGAUAAAGUAGCGGCUGAGGUAAGUGCUUUCCUUCCUAUUUUAAUAGAAACAAAGCAGGUGCACGGAUCCUACCCUGGAUUUGUUUUCAUCGGUCGAGGCAAGGAAACAGAGUUUGUUAUGCGGUGGUUGAGGGAACCAUCAAUUGAAGAUCUUACCGGCACUAGUUCUAACAAAAACAUCUCUCUUUUGUCUAUAGUGGGUCAUGGUGGUAUGGGGAAGACCACUCUCUUACAACAUGUCUUUCAAGAUGUGAAAGAGGAAUUUGAUCUUAAAAUGUGGGUUUGUGUUUCCAACAACUUUGAUGCAAAAAAAGUGAUUGCCGAUAUGUUAGAAUAUCUUAAAAGGGAGAGGCCUCGUUUGGAGUCACUUGGGGCUCUUCAAGAGAGUCUCAAGUCUGGGGUGCAAUGCAAGAAGUUCUUGCUUGUUCUAGAUGAUAUUUGGGAGGAUGAGGAGGAGAUGGAUAAACGCAAAUGGGAGAAUGUGCUCUCCCCUCUGGCUUAUGGAAAAUUGGGGAGUAAAAUUUUGGUCACAACUCGGAUGGAUUCAGUUGCAUCGAUGAUUGCCAAGGUGAUUACAAUGAAGGAGGAAACAUUUAGAUUAGGGGGCUUGGAGGAAGAUGAGUGUUUGCAGCUCCUUCACACCCAUGCAUUCACGGAUGCAAACGACAUUGAUGAUCAUCGUAAACAAUUAAUGUGCAUUGCUAGAAACAUGGUUAAAAAGCUUUUAGGGUCUCCAUUGAUAGCAAAGGUCAUUGGCGGUGUUCUAAAUUCUAGCUUGAAUGUGGAGCAUUGGAAAAGAGUAUUAAAGAGUGAUAUGGGAAGCGCCGAACCAGGGGAGGUUCAUGAUAACAUCAUGCCUAUCUUGAGAUUAAGUUAUAAAUACCUUGAGAAACAUCUACAAAUUUGUUUUGUAGUUUGUGGCUUAUUCCCCCAAUAUCAUUGGUUUGAUAAAAAAGAUUUAGUCCGAAUGUGGAUUGCAUUGGGUUUCAUUCAGCCCUCUUUCAAUUCAGGAGAGACCAUGGAAGAUGUCGGAAGAAGAUAUUAUGAUAUUUUAGUCAAGAAAUCUUUCUUUGAAAAUUGUGAGACUCUUGAUGAUAAUUCCUGCAGGAUGCAUGACUUGUUACAUGAAUUGGCACAAUCUGUUUCUGCACAGGAAUACUUCCGUCUUGUGGAAAAUAUAAAGUUGCCUUUUCAUAUUCCUAAAACUACCCGGCACUUAUCUGUUCAAACCACAAAUCUAGAAAUUGAAGAUCAAGAUUUUAUUGAUUUACUUACUGAAAUUUUUAAAGAAUCGACAAGUAUUCGUUUAUUGUUCAUACGUUCUCACUCGAUAAAAGUGAUACCUGAGGCGAUUGAAAAUUUAAUACAUCUUCGAUACUUAAACAUAUCAAGAAGUUAUUAUACUAAACUGCCAGGAAAUAAUGUUAUUCAAUUGCCAAGAUCUUUAAGCAAUCUGUAUCACUUACAGUUCAUUAUCUAUCAAGGUUAUCCUGGGAUACCUUCUAACGAUCUCUUACCAAGAGACAUUAAUAAUCUUUCUAAUUUGCGUUACAUGAAAAUGCCUAAGAUUGUCGUUUCUUGGAUCCGGGGGAUUGGGAAGUUAAACUCUCUUCAAACAUUGGAUGCAUUUUAUGUUAAGAAUGAGGAUGGUUAUAGAAUUGGGGAGUUAGAACAUAUGAAUGGGCUCCACUUAUUAAAUAUUAAAUCUCUUGGAAGUGUGAAGGAUGCCAAAGAGGCAUGCAGUGCCAAAUUAUGUGAAAAGAGAAACCUCUUGGAAUUGUCUUUAAAUUGGGAUGACACUGAGUUAGAAAGCCAAUCCCCAUCGAACAUUGUAGAUUGCAUCUUGCAUGAGCAGGUGCUUGCAAAUCUUCAACCACAAAACAAUCUAAAGAAACUCUGCAUACGCGCAUAUAUGGGUGCAAGAUCUGCAACAUGGAUGGACAAUGCCAAUUUGAUCUCCAAUCUAAACUUCAUCCGUCUAGAUAAGUGUUUGGAGUGGGAAACUCUUCCGCCUUUUGGGCAGCUUCCCUUCCUCGAGGUUUUGAUGCUUUGGAACAUGCCAAAAGCAAAGCGCUUUAAUCACAAAUUUGAAGGGAAAGCCAAGCAUUAUGUGUUUCCAUCACUGCAGUUGCUAUAUAUUUGUAAGUUAGAUGCAUUAGAGGGUUUGUUUGAUACAGAAGGUGCAGCAGAAGCUGACGGUUUCUUUCCUUGCUUAACUCAGCUUGACCUCAAUGAUUGCCCGAAUUUGCAACAAUUUCCCUUUUUACCUCCUAAGCUCAAAACAUUAAAGAUCAAUAAUAUUGGGUGGAAAGCUUUGAACUGGAAACAAGGCACUAGCAGUUGUUGCAGCAUUUCCAACUAUUUUACCCUUUACUCAUUAGAAAUCUACCGCUGUCCAAACCUGACAUCUCUUCCUCUAGUUGAUGAAAUUGUAAAACUUAAAGCACUGAAAAACCUGACAAUUCAAAAUUGCCCCGCUCUGAUCUCUCUCAAUGGACGGCAAGUAGCAAAGUUCAUUGAGAAUUUCCCGCUCAUAUUGGGCAAACUUAGUAUAAGCGAUCCAUCUGUGUUGCUAAUGGAGCCAUUGAGAAGUAUCACCUCCUUGGAACAGCUGACAAUUGAGGAAAAUGAUGAGGUGGUUGCAUUUCCAUUUGAGGUGGAACAGUGGUUUUUGCAAGUUAGCUCGUCACUUUGUAAGUUGUACCUAAGAUGGUUCAAAUUCCUGCAGUCUCUCCCUUCCUCCUUGGAAAGCCUCUCUUCACUUAAGACUCUACAAUUGCAUAUGGUUCCUCUACUCCACCUGUUGCCGAACAUUCCCACCUCCCUGGAAUUCUUAUCGCUUCGAGGACUCGAAUCAUUGCAGUGCCUGCCAUAUUCUUUGUCGACCAUCUCUUCCCUCAAGCUGCUAUGGUUAGCUGAAAUUCCGCUCAUCAAAUCAUUGCCAGACCUCCCUCCCUCUUUGUUUGAGUUGUAUCUAGAAGAUCUCGAUCAACUGGAUUGCCUGCCUUCUUCCCUUGCAAGCCUAUCUUCUCUCCAAAAACUUCACAUCAUAAGGGUUCCUAAACUCCGAGAAUUACCAGACCUCCCUCCCUCCCUGGAAUAUCUGAGAAUACAAAAUUGUCAACAAGAAUUGAUGGAGCGGUAUGAAGAGCCAUCAGGUUCUGAUCUGCACAAGAUUGCACUCAUUCCUAAUGUCUAUAUUUCUAAUGGGGUAGAGGACGGAGAUGAGUGGUCUGCAGUGCUUGCAAAUCUUCAACCACAAAACAAUUUAAAAAAACUGUGCAUACAUGCAUAUAUGGGCGCAAGAUCUGCAACAUGGAUGGACAAUGCCAAUUUGAUCUCCAAUCUAAACUUCAUCUAUCUGGAUAAGUGUUUGGAGCGGGAAACUCUUCCUCCUUUUGGGCAGCUUCCCUUCCUCAAGGUUUUGCGCCUUCAAAACAUGCCAAAAGCAAAGCGUCUUAAUCACAAAUUUCAAGGGAAAGCCAAGCAUUGUGUGUUUCCAUCUUUGCAGGAGCUACAUAUUGGUAAAUUAGAUGCACUGGAGGUUUUCUUUGAUACAGUAGGAGCAGCAGAAGAUGACGGUUGCUCAUUAAAAAUCUUUCAUUGUCCAAACCUGACAUCUCUUCCUCUAGCUGAUGAGAUAGUAAGACUUGAAGCACUGAGAAACUUGACAAUUCAGAAUUGCCCCGCUCUGAUCUCUCUCAAUGGACUGCAAGAAGCGAAGUUCAUUGAGAAUUUCUCGCUCAUAUUGGGCAAUCUUAGUAUAACCGACCCAUCUGUGUUGCUAAUGGAGCCAUUGAGAAGUAUCACCUCCUUGGAAUAGCUGACAAUUGAGGAUAAUGAUGAGGUGGCUGCAUUUCCAUUUGAGAUGGAACGGUGGUUUCUGCAAGUUAGCUUGUCACUUUGUGAGUUAUAUUUAAGAAGGUUCAAAUGCCUGCAGUCUCUCCCUUCCUCCAUGGAAAGCCUCUCUUCACUUAAGACUCUACGUGUGGAUAUGGCCCCUCUACUCCAGCUGUUGCCGAACAUUCCCACCUCUCUGGAACAGUUAAUGCUUCGAGAACUCGAAUCCUUGCAGUGCCUUCCAUAUUCUUUGUCGACCAUCUCACCCCUCAAGCAGCUACGUUUAGGUGGAAUUCCGCUCCUCAAAUCAUCGCCAGACCUCCCUCCCUCUUUGUUGGAGUUGUAUCUACAUGAUCUUGAUCAACUGGGUUGCCUGCCUUUUUCCCUUGCAAGACUUUCCUCUCUCCAAAAACUUGAAAUCAUAAAGAAUUAUUUGAUUGUGUUGUAUUUUGAUGAUUGUGAAGCAGAGAAGAGACAGAGUGAGAUGGAAGGAGGAAUGUGUGUUUACUUUGGGAGAUUAGCAGGUGCUUUUAUUGUAAAAGCUAUAAAUUUUUAA